This is a messenger RNA of Tetrahymena thermophila SB210, 3174 nucleotides long. Its product is annotated as endo-1,4-beta-xylanase xylA, putative. Lineage: Eukaryota; Ciliophora; Oligohymenophorea; Hymenostomatida; Tetrahymenidae. The transcript has a single exon. The record is from RefSeq and is a predicted model, not a curated record.
AUGUAACAAAAAGACAACUAUGAUCUUAGGAUCUAGUAAUUAGAAACUCCAUAGCUAAUGUAAAAUUAAACACUUGGAGUUAACUAUAAUAGCGCUAAUAAAGAAUGCAAAAAUAUUAUAAACUUGAAAGAUCAGGCUGCAGAGAAUUUAAUAUAGUUUAGGCGAUCUUUAAUAAGUGAUAAUGGUGUUAUUUCAAUAGAGGAUAUUUCAAAGAAUAAAACUCCUACAUAAAAUACAUUAUAGUAAUGUAAAAACUCUCAGACAAAAAGCUCACGAAAAUAUUCAACAAGCUACAGCAAAGAUUCCCAAUAAGCAAUGUAUAAAAUUUUAUAGCUUUAACAUCAAAAUAUACCUCUAUAAAUUGAAAAGGUUAAUAAUAUUAAUUCUUAAGCAUCUAUUCCUAACAACGAAUCAAAUCAAGUUUCAAGUCGUUCAAUCAAACAUGUGAGAGAAACUCUACUACAAAAGAGCUCUUAAACAAUAAUAAAUUAAUCUAAUAUAUAAAUUUAGAAUGAAUAAGUGUAAUAAAGUUAAUUACAAAAUAACCCAUUAAAACACUAAAACACACUUUAGUCUUCUUUACUUGAAAAAAAUUAGAAAUAGUAGAUUUAAAGAAAUAAAUCCCUAAAUUUAGGAAGUAAAACAGAUGAAAAAAAUUAAUAACCAGUGCACAUAAAUUAAAAACCCUAUUUAUAAUAAAGUUAUUCAUUUAAAUAGAAAACAAUUGAUAAUUUAGCUUUUAUUCCUUAAAAAGUUAAUUUUUUUGACAAAUACAAUUAAAUCUAAUAGUAAAAAGAUGAAAAAAAUGUCUAAGAUAGCAAAAACAGCUAAGAAUUCCAAGGUUUAGCAAAUGAAGGUUUCAUAAAAAGUAGUUAGCAAAUCUAAAAACCGAAUAGUAUUAAGAGCAUUACAAUAAAUGCUAAUAUUUUAAACUCAACUGAGAUGAGUAAAGAUUUUAUUGAAAACUCUACUUAGUAAGGGAAUACUCUGAUUAUAAAUGCAUCAAAAAAUAAACUAUUUUCAGAAAGCUAAGAAGAUCAACAUAUUAUAUUUCAAUCUGUGCCUUCAUCAAAUAAAACUAUAGAUUCCUCUUAUUUAAUAAAGUACUAAAAUAUUGCUAAUAAUUCUUCUCAAUUACAAGAAGUUAGCUAACAACUUAAUCAAUUGUAAGGUGAAUCAAAGGAGCCUACAGAUAAUGAAUAAAACCUGAACUAAAUGAAUAAGUCUAGAUAAAAUCUACAGAAAUCUUAAAAUAGUUUGAACUAUUCUUCAAAUGCUCAUGAAUAGGGAAACAAUAUUUUGUUUAAUAAUAAAUAGAAAUAAAAAUAAAGCUAGCAUACUUAAUUUUCUGUUUAAUAAAGUGAUAAUAAUAAAACAAAUUUAAAUUAUUUUCACUCUCGCUAAAGCUCUGAAAAUUUAAAUUCUAAAAAGCUUGGAAAUUUUUACAUAACUAAUUUAUCAUAUAAAUCAAAUCUGCAUAGUCCAAAAUCUACUUUCAACAGCUAAAAUUCAUCACGAAGCAAGCCGUUUUAUCACCCUUUUUCACAUCAAAAUACAAGCAAUUACGGUGAAGAUUAGAGCUUAUAUAACCAACUAUUUAUUUCAAACAUAUCGAAAUACUAGCCUUUUUAAACUUUUAAACAUUCAGCAUCAUUUAAAAGGUCUAAUAAUAAUUCAAUAAAAGAUAAUGAAGAUAAUUUUUUAAAUCAACACACCAACAAUUAAAAUAUAGGAAAUAUUAAAUAUCAAACAACAGAAAAAAAUAAUUAAAGCUUAUAAAUCCAUUCUAGAGUAAAUUCUGAUUAAGCCCCUUAAAAUUAGUAAUCAUAAAGCAUCGAAUAAGAAAUAGCUUUACAGCAUUAAUUAAGAAAUCCUGAUGAAAAUAAAAAUGAAUAAGAUUAUUAGAUGAAAUAAAAAUUAUAAAAUUAACUUAGCUCAAUUAUGGGUAAAAGAAAUAAUUUAUCUUUGCUAAACUUAAGAGGUGAAGAUAAUAAAUUAGAGAGUGAGUAAGAAAUCAUGUAUAGCUAAAAAAGGUAAAAUCUUUCAAGCCUUUUAACAGAAAAUUUGUCUGAGGCAAAAAAUAUAAAUUAAAAAUGGUCAUAAAUCUUUCGCUCAUACUAAGAUUCAAAAGAUUAUUUGUUUUAAUCUAAAAAAGGUAUUCCUAAAAAGCGUAAAAAUUUGCUUUAUGAGUAUAAAUUGGUAGGAUUAAGCACGACACCUGGUCUCGUGACCUAGACUUAACAACAUAGUUAGAAUUAAUUUGAUAAGAACAAUAAAUCUUCUUUUGGUAAAAGCAAAUCUAACAAUUAAAACAAAUUUAUUUAGUUAAAAGAAAUACCUGUAAAAUAGCAACCUUAACAGUUAUUUUUAUCUAUUUAGCAAUAAAAUUAAUAAAAAUAAACAGGUAAAUCUAGAUUUUCUAUUUCUUAAAAGAGUAAGUAAAAAUCAUUAUCACCAAUCAAGUCUUCUAAUAUUAAGAAUCAUUUUCAAGCGAUAUAAAGUGAAAGAGAAUCACAGAAAAGGCUUUUAACUAAUAUAGAAAAAGAUUAAACUGAGUAUAAAUAAAAUAUAAUUACAAAUAUUUAAAAUUAAUUGAAUUCCUCAACCAUUUCUAAUUCAAAUAAAGAUAUUUAAAAUGAAACAUAAAGCAAUUAUAUGACCUUCAAAGAAAGAAUGAAAAAUUAAAUAUACCCUUCGUUAGAAACGGCCUAACUGCUUUUUGAUAAAAAAUUGAUUAGUGAUGAUCCUGAUAUUGCAGAUUAAAAAAUUAGACUUAUCAAGUAUUUUUUAGAUGAAAAUAUAUCAAUAUAAGAAAAAAGGAAUAAUUUCAAAGACAUCUAAAUGCUUUUUUAUCCAGAAAAUAAGAAAUACAGCGAGAAAAUAUGUCAUGAAGUUCUUCCCUUUUUGAAUAAUAUGAAAAAUUAUUUUUUAAAGCAAGACUUUUAUAAUCCUCUGUAUUAUCUAUAAAAUAUUUUUAAAAAUGAUCAAAAAUUAAAAUAAACUAAAGGGUACUUAAACAAUAGAGCUUCAAUGCAGUUAAAUAUAGAGAAUUCGCAGAAUUGUGUGCCAUAACUUUCAAAAUACUCUCAAAAAAAUAUUUAAAAGCUCUCUGAAGAGUUUAAGAAUGAAUUUGCUAAUAGCUUUAAGCAAAUUGAUAAAUCAUAGCAAGUGUGA